UUUUCUCUUUAAAAAAAAACGGGUCAUGCGAUGCGAUUUAUUUCUGUUGGGGGAAAGAAGGAAAAACUAGACAAGACCUGUUGGCGGUGAUGAAUUACUCCAAAGCGCAAAUGUCAAGCUUAUCCGAGGAGGGCAGCUCAGCCGGGUGUCCGCAGUUCGGACCUGCUGGGGUCAAGCUGGAGGCGGUGAUGGAGCAGCUGCAGAGGCAGCAAGAGGCCAAACUGGAGAUGAACCUGCAGGAGAAACACCUUCUCCAAGCCCAGCUCCUGUUUGCUCAACACGCUGCUGCAGCAAGAGCCUCUGGCUCCAGACUGGAGUCUGCUUUGUUUGGCAAAGCCGAUGCACAGACUUACCAGGCGGCUCAGCGAGCCUUGAACAGCCACCUCAGAAGAGUAGAUCCAGAUGAGGAGGAACAGGGAAUGGUGCAGCCUGAAGAGCACGAUGAGGUGGAAGAAGAUGAGGACGAGGAUGAGGUGGACGACGAGGAAGAGGAGGAGGAGGAGGAGGAGGAGAAUGGGCUUCAUCGGCAGGUGAAGAAGCCUAGACUCCAGCAGGUUGCAGGCUUCCCCUUCCCUCCUUAUCCCACAUCCCAGUCGUCUGCUGUGAAGCAAAGCGAAGCUGCACCUUCAGCAGUAAAGCAGGAGCACGAGGAGAAGGAGCUGCUGUCUCCUGCAGGCCAACAAGCCUUCACAUCACCCAACGGCUUUGCUGACUGGGGCUACGAUGAGCCAUUCAAACAAAGAGGAAGUGCCGCCUGGGCUGAGGACAAUGACGGAGGAAAAGUAAGAGGGGAACCUUCCAGGGACUUUGCUAAGCUUUAUGAACUGGAUAAUGACCCGCAGCGGAAGGAGUUUCUCGAUGAUCUCUUCGUCUUUAUGCAGAAACGAGGAACUCCUGUGAACCGCAUUCCCAUCAUGGCGAAGCAGGUGUUGGACCUGUACAUGCUUUAUAAGCUUGUGACAGAAAAGGGAGGCCUGGUGGAGGUCAUUAACAAGAAGAUCUGGAGGGAGAUCACCAAAGGCCUCAAUCUCCCCACGUCCAUCACCAGCGCAGCCUUCACCCUCCGCACCCAGUAUAUGAAGUAUCUCUACCCGUUCGAGUGUGAGAAGAAGGGCCUGAGCUCUCCGGGCGAGCUGCAGGCUGCCAUCGACAGCAAUCGCAGAGAAGGUCGGCGUCCCAGCUAUACCAACAGCCUGUACCGCUACUCACCCUCCCCGAGCUCUGCACCACAUGGCCUCCUCUCUUCAUCCUCGAUGCAAACCACCCCGACCCGACACAACGGCCUGAGUACCUCCGCCAGCCCAAAUCUAAAGAGAAAGACAGAUGAGAUGUCAACCCCUGUAUUAACCAGCCAGCUGCCCAUGGCUCUGGCACUAGGCCAGCAGCAGCAGCAGCAGCAGCAGCUGGCACAAGCUGCCACCUUAGAGCAUCUGAGAGAGAGGCUGGAGCGAGGAGCAGGAGGAUCCCUGGCCGACGGUCCAGAGAAGAAGAUGAUGCAGCUGGCGGAGGAGCAGCAACGCCUCAUGCAGCAGGCCCUCCAACAAAACCUCCUGGCUAUCGCCUCUCAUCUCAACCCCAUGAAUCUCAAACUGAACAGUGGACAUGAAAAAGAAAGCAAACAAGAUUUGUCUCUGAGUAUCUCCACCAACGGAGCUGCCAGCAUCAGUGUAUCUGUGGAGGUCAAUGGUACCAUUUACUCAGGAACGCUGUUUGCCCAGAGGUCAGCUGCUCCCGUCACAUCACAGGCUGUAACACUGGCAGGAACAAGUGGCUUCAGCGCCCUCUCCUCCUCACACAGUCCCUCCUCUUCAUCUUCCACCUCAUCAAAGGGACCAAAUUAAUGCUCACUGGUGCUUAAAUCUUGAGCAAAUAAUUACACAGUAUACCUCUCUUGUCAGACAAGAAUUCUAGGGAAAAUCAGCUGCAACAUCUCUCCAUUACUUUUACAGUGUCAUGUGCUUCAAAUGAGGAUUUAAUGUUUGACCUCAAAGGCUUCCAAACUGACGAUAAUGUAGAUUCAGAUGACAGUUUACCUUAGUGCCUGUUAAAAGCAAUGCAAAUGUAGUGGGAUUCAUGUAUAAAGGGCUUUACAAGCUAUGUUCAAAGUGUCUUUGGAGCAGAAAAGUGCACGAUGGGAACAAAUGCUAAGCCUCUUUAUUUGUCGCUAAUUGUCCAACAGUUCUGUAGCUGCCUUUUUCCAGAGUAGAACAAUGUGGUGCUGCUGACGAAGACCAAAAAGCCUUAGCUCAAUGUCAUAGCUCCUGUCUGUAACUAUGUUGCUGAAGAUUAUGCUUAAUACUUUUCACAGCAGCUUUCAGGGAUUAUUUCCACCAUCGGUUUCCACAGAGAUGUUGUGUCCUAAAGAGUCAAAUAGAAUUUGGUUGCAGGUUGGUUGGAUUUUUUUAUGUUUUGCAUCGUGUGUUGUUUUGUUUGAUUUUUUUUUUUUUUUUUAUUUAAUCAUUUGGCUCAGCCUCAAAAUUCCAGAACGUUUAUUUCAUGUCAUCUGUGAGAGAUGAGGUUUCUCCUGGGACCUUUAUGUAAGAUGGCAGUGAUCCAUAUUUACCUCAGUUUGACUUCCCUUGUUGGUGAGUUUCACUGGAAUGUCCUCUGGACUCGUCACUGUCGUGCUGUAUCUCAUAAUAUAUUGCUGUGUUGUAUAAAUGCAGAGAAUGUACCGUUAAUGACCUCAAGCUGUUGACAAGUGAACACUGAACCAAUGCUACCUCACGCCUCUAGAGAAAUAUGCAAUACUCACAUGUAAAGCAGCGUGUGUUGAUUUAGCCAGCUGCUGAAAAUCUUCUGUAUGCAGACAAUCAAGUGGACAUAUCAUUGCAAACAAAUGUCACGGUGAACUUGACAACUGUGAAUCAUCAGGCUUGAUGUUUAACUGUGUUUUGGUCUUUGAUUAACAUGUUUCUUGGACAUGU
Molecule: messenger RNA, 2927 nt
Organism: Chelmon rostratus (copperband butterflyfish)
Lineage: Eukaryota; Metazoa; Chordata; Actinopteri; Chaetodontiformes; Chaetodontidae
Product: AT-rich interactive domain-containing protein 3A-like
Exons: 9
Coding region: 90-1841 (583 amino acids)
Biological process (GO): regulation of transcription by RNA polymerase II
Cellular component (GO): nucleus
Molecular function (GO): DNA binding
Source: RefSeq, a predicted model, not a curated record